GUCCUAGCAUGAUAGAGUUGAUGUACUUCGUAAAUUGUCUUAGCAUGAUAGAGCUGUUGUUGUGCUUCUUCUUAAAUGUUGUCGAAGUAAUCACGGAGGUGUCAGUUGCAUCCGAGAUGAGCUAUUUUCUUUUUCAAGAGAGCAUUGAGGCUUGAGAGUUUCCAACCUACUUGUUUGAUCUGCCCAUGCUUGCUCAAGUCUCUAAGUCUCUACCCACGUCGUUCUGGC
Messenger RNA from Amoebophrya sp. A25, 228 nucleotides. The record is from the annotation of a GenBank genome assembly. NCBI's taxonomy places the organism in Eukaryota, Dinophyceae, Syndiniales, Amoebophryaceae.